Molecule: messenger RNA, 4251 nt
Organism: Saccharomycopsis crataegensis
Lineage: Eukaryota; Fungi; Ascomycota; Saccharomycetes; Ascoideales; Saccharomycopsidaceae
Product: chromatin-modulating protein MRC1
Exons: 1
Coding region: 1-4251 (1416 amino acids)
Source: RefSeq, a predicted model, not a curated record
AUGAGUAGUUUGAAUAUUGCAAGUCAGUUCCAAAGUCAGGAUGUCAACACUAUUAUGAAUAACUUGCUAGAUUCAGACACCGAAAAUAAUCAAGAGAUGAUAAUAACUACCGCUCCUUACCACGCGCCAGUUUCUAAACUCAAUGAAAGUGACGAUGAAGAAGAAGAAGAAGAAGAAGAAGAUAAUGUGUGUAAUGAUGCUAAAGACGACGAAGAUGAAGAAAAUAACAAUACUAAUGAUCUCACGGCAAUUCUCCAGCAAGAUGAAACUAACGCCAUCAACACAGAGAUGAUUUCCCGUCACAACCGUUUCCAGAAAUUAUUGGCGCGUCGUGCCAAUCGAGUACAACGAUUGAACAAAAUUGUUAGUAAAACCCUCCAAGAAGCAGGAAUGGCCCAACCAUCAGUAACCACUGUAUCUGUUGUUGAGCCACACAUGAUGGGGGAUAAUCCAGAAAAGAGCGUGCUUGAUCAAUUAAACGAGAGUGAUGAUGAAGAUGACAAUGCUCAGAAUUCGAUACUAGAGAGAAUCGAAAAGAAAAAGUCUGAUGAGAUCACCCAAAUAAUAAAUCCGCCAACCCAACCUUCCAGUGCUACCAUACCACUAAACACCGAACCAACCCAAGUUAUUCUCUCUACAGCAACUCAGCCUGUUGGUACUAUGACUUCUGAAAAGAACUUAUCCGCGAUUUUCGAAGAAGAAUCAGAAGAUGAUAUACCACCAGAACAAGAACGACAACAGCAACAACAAGAGGAAGAAGAUCUUGCUUCGUCAUCGCAAAAUGCUGCUUCCAGACUCGCUCGCCAGAAAAGAGAACAACGACUUCUUAGGGACUUGGCCGAAGAAGAACAACUUCUUGAAAACUUGGAAUCAAAAAUCUCCACCGGGUCGAUUCGUGACAAGCGCAAUCAACAAGAGUUAUUAGAUAUUGCUGCAAAAACUCAAGAACUAUCGUUGAAGUAUAAUUUACAACCUAUCAUUUACAAUAAGAUUGAAAUUACUAAGAAUGAUCUAUUAGAGGAUUUUGGGUUUAGUGAAGGCGUUUUCCAACCUACAAUCAGGAAACCUAACAAUGUGCAAGAAUCAAGCAGUCCAAUCUCCAAAUCUUCUCAGCUUGAGGACUUUGCUAAUAUAAAUAGUGGGGAUGAAACUGAAUUAUCUGAUAUCGACGCAAUCAUGUUUACUGACUCCAAAGACCAUAAAGUGAAAUCCCCUAAAUCUUCAGGUAAUCCAUUGGCUAGAUACACCGAAGCGUUGAAGGAAAAAAUAAGUCAAAAUGGUAAAAUUGAAUUUUCUGAUUCUGAUUCCGAUUCUGAUAUUGAGAUCAAGACAGAGUCCACCCCAAAUAUUGCAAGCUCCGUCACUGAUGUUGAAGUCAAGAAUUCUAUUGAGUUCAGAGUUCCUAAACCCAAAUUGUUUGAUUUGAAAGUGAAGUUUGCCCGCAAGAAACAGCAACGGAAAAUGAACGAACAAGAGUGUCAAAUCCAGCCACAUAAUCAUCAAUUGCUGCAACAUCCAAAUGGCAAGAAAAAGAAUUUAACCAAGAAAGAUUUGGUGGCGAUGAUGAUGAGAAAGCACCGUGACAGUGUUAUAAAGUCCAGGUUUGAUGAGGAAGAAGAAGAGAUGAAAGCGGUGUUAGGUGAUGAUUACGACUACUCUAAUGCGAAAGCUUUGAUGGGUGCCAGACAAACAAACAGAAAUGGCGAUGAUGUGGAUGUGAGUAGAUUAGUUGAGGAUGCCAUGGCUUAUGAACUACGAAGAAGUGAGAAACUACAAGAAGAGAAAGAGGCCAAGGAACAAGGUCUUGUUGAUGAAGAAGAAGAUCCAGAUUACGAAUAUGAAGAAGAAGGAGAAGAAGAAGAAGAAGAAGAAGAUGAUGAUGAUGAUGGAUCGGUGCACUCUAAUGAUGAAGAAGAAAAAAAAGAGAAAGAAGAAGAAGAACAACAACAACAACAACAACAACAACAACAAGAGGUGAAUUCCAAAGAAAUGGGUGAAGAACAAGAAAAUGAUGAGAAAGAUGAAGAUAUUUUAACUCAAGUUAAUUAUAAUCAUGACAUUACCACCACCACCUCACCAUUAGAAACUGUGAACGGUAAUAACGAGGAUGAAGAGGAAUCAGGGGUCCUUAGAAUAAGGAAAACAAAAAAGGGUGUAUUGUUUGAUGAAGAAGAUGAUGAAGAAGAAGAUGAAGAUGAUAAAGAGCACGAAUCUACUGCCACUUCAUCUACCUUGAUUACCACAGUACCACUAGCUAAGGAUGCCGAGCCAACAAAUGUUGAUUUGGAUACCACUAUUUUGAAGGUUGCUUCCCACAAAGAUUCUGAUGAAGAAGCCGAGAUUAAUUUUGGUAAAGGAGCAGGACUCACCCAGAAACUUAAUGGUUUAUUUGCCAAUGGAAGUACCCAAUCACAAUGCAAUGUCUCACACAACAAUAAUAUCGAUGAUGAUGGACUCUUAUAUGCUACUCCAACCCAAUCCCAAUUUGUAAAACCUUCGAUUCCAACCCAAGGAAACGUGAUACAAAAGCUUCGGGAAAUGGAAUACAAUGUGGACAUGAUCGAGGAUGAUGAUGAUGGGGCUAUUGUUUUAGGAAACCAGAAGGCUAAGGAUACCACGAUGAAUCAAGAUGACAAUGUUUCUCAAUCUUUGUAUGAUGAUGAAGAUACUUCAAACAAUACUGGGAUGGGAAGAUCCAACCGCCGUUCUUUUGUUGUUGGAUUUGAUUUUGGAAAAUCUAAAGCCGAAGUGGCGGUUGAUGAUGACAAGAGAAGUUUAAAGGAAGAUGAAGAUGUAUUGAAAGACUUUUUGGCUAGUGAAACCCAAAAUGAUGAUGAAUUUGUUGGUACUAGAGUGGAUAAUAGUGAAGAUAAUGAUGUUGGUAGGGAAAUUGUUUCCAAAGAAGUUGAAGAUGAUGAUCAGAACAAUAAGAAGACCAGAAAACUCCAAAGAAAACGUGACAUAAUUAUUGAAGAGGAAGAAGAAGAGGAAGAAGAAGAGGAAGAAGAAGAGGAAGAGGAAGAGGAAUCUGAAUCUGAAGAAUUGGAUGAUGAAGAGCGUGAGCGGAUGAUUAUAGAAUCGAAUAGAAAAGUGUUUGAAUUACAAAGACAAGAAGAGUUGGCCAAACGGAAGAAAGAAUUACAAAUGCGGAAGAAUGGGUUGAACGAUAUUGUUGAUCGUGAAGCCGAAGAAAGUGAAGAUGAGUGGGCCGGAGUUGGUGGUCAAGAUAGAGACGCUUUGCUCGAUGAUAUCGAUAGUGAAGAUGAAAAAAUGAUUGAUAAUUUCACCAGGGCCGGGAAAAAGGAUAAUGAAGAAUUAAUGAAAUUGAUGCACAAUGAAAGUUUGGUCAAGGAUCAAGAAAUGGUUGAGAAAUUGAGACAAGAUAUCGAAUUAGGAAGGUUAGGGAAACGAGGAUCAGGGAACUUUUUGGAGAUUGACGAUGAUAGUUAUCUUGAUGAUUUGGAAAGAAUGAACUUUUUGAAAGCCCGGAGAGAACGCCAAAAGAAGAAGAUGAUGGAUAAUUUAUCAGUUGUUGAAUUGGGGAAAAAUAAAAAGACCAAGGCAUUUUUUGAAACCAUUGCUGAGGAAACCAACACGUAUGAAUUUAGAGAAUCAGUUGGCGGGUUCUUAAACUUUGGUGAGGAAGGUGAUACUACUAAAGGGAAACUUGAAGAUGAAGGGAAGAUUAUUAAAAAGAGAAAGUUCCAACUCAGUGAGGAAUUUGUCAGAAGCAAGUUGAGUUUUCUUGAUGAUGACGAAGACGAUCAGAGUGCUGUUGACGAUAUGUCUAGAAAACGAAAGAGAUUGGACGGAGGAGACCUCAGCGGAGUUAUUGAUGAUGCUGAAGACGACGGAUCGGAUGCUGAGGAUGAUAUGAUGAGAUUGAAGAGGAAUUCUGUGUUCAAUAGUCAAUGCGAGAGCGUGGUUGUGAGAUGCGACAGUGUUGAUACCGAUAACGAUAUGGGGAUUAUUAGUUCAUCGUCGAUCAUUAGCAGUGGAGCGUUGUUCAAGAAAGGCCGAUCUUCGGUAGUUUCUAGUUAUAGAAGUUUCAAGGAGACAUCGAAGAAUGACAUCAGUGAAGGAAGAGGCAUGGGAGUGGGGGAUGUGGUUGUUAGUAAAGGAUACAAGGCGGUUGGGGGCAAGACAGCGUCGAUUACGUAUUUACAGAGUAAGUCGGUGGUGCAGAAGAAACGAGGUGUUGUUGGUAGUGCUGACAGAAGUAGGAAGGUGUUUGGGUGGGGCAAGAGAUGA